UUCUAAAUUAAAAUCACCCGUCAGAAUUCAGAUCACCUCACCCAACUAAUUUUCUCCUACCUUACCUCACUUUUUAUACCAGUCUCAAACAUUUUGUGGGAAAUAACGCCCGCCAUUGAAGAAAACUACUCGUUCUCUCACUCUCUCUACUCUAAUGAGGGAGAACAUGAACAUAAACAUGAACAUGAAUUGGGAUGAUUGGGUUGAAGCAGCGCUUUCAAAGUUAGAGUCUUUGAAAUUGCUUCGUUCUCUCAGACCCAUCAAUGUAUCCAACAAUUCCUCCAAUUUUCAUGCUCAUGAAUACAAGGUGUUCGACGGUUUGCGUGAAUGGGAUCGAACUUCUGUUGAAGUUAUGAUUUCUGAGUCUACAUUUCGCAAUUGGCUCAAUGACAUUCCCAGUUGCGGAUCAAUUGAAGUGCCUAAAGGUGAAGAGGCAAAUGAAGGAGGAGAAUUAUGCUCUGGCAAUGGGAGAAAGCUCUUGUUGUUCUCUGGAAAUGAUUACUUGGGCUUGAGUGCUCAUCCGACUAUUAGAAUGGCGGUUGCUAAGGCAGUCCAAGAGCACGGGAUGGGUCCAAGAGGCUCUGCAUUGAUAUGUGGUUAUACAGAUUAUCAUGGGCACUUGGAGGCAUGUUUAGCAGAGCUAAAGAAGAAAGAGGAUUGUCUUCUUUGUCCUACGGGCUUUGCUGCAAAUAUGGCCUUCAUGGUUACAGUAGGAAGCAUUGCCUCUCUCUUGGCUCCUGGCAGAAUUCCUCUGAGCACUGAAAAAAUUGCUGUCUUUUCUGAUGCCCUUAAUCAUGCAUCAAUUAUUGAUGGUCUGCGCCUUGGCGAACGAUUACACUGUAUAGAGACCUUUGUCUACCGACAUUGUGACAUGUCACAUCUUGAUGCACUUCUCUCAGAUUGCAAAAUGUCUAAGAAGGUUGUCGUGACUGAUAGCUUAUUCAGUAUGGAUGGAGACUUCGCACCAAUGACUGAGCUAGUAAACCUUCGUGAGAAGCAUGGUUUUCUGUUGGUUAUUGAUGAUGCUCAUGGAACAUUUAUAAGUGGCAGAGGUGGUGGGGGAGUGGCGCAAGAGUUUGAUUGUGAAAGCGAUGUUGAUAUAUGUAUUGGCACUUUAAGUAAGGCAGCAGGUUGCACUGGAGGUUUUUAGCAUGCAGGUACCAAAAGAUGGAAACAGCUUAUUAUGUCCAGGGGCCGUUCUUUUAUAUUUUCCACUGCUAUGCCUAUACCAAUGGCCGCUGCUGCCCAUGCUGCUGCAUUUGUUGCUGAAAAAGAAGCCUGGCGUAGAAGUGCAAUCCAAGAACGAGUGCAAGACUUCAAAGACCUCACUGGAAUUCCGAUUACAAGUCACAUCGUCUCAAUAAUAGUGGGAAGUGAAGAGAAGUCCUUGCUAGCCAGUCGGCAUAUGCUGAAAUCUGGAUUCCAUGUUACUGCGAUUAGACCACCAACCGUGCCUCCUAAUUCAUGCAGACUGAGAAUAACUCUGAGUGCUGCACAUACAAGGAAGGAUGUGAAGAAGCUCGCUGCUGCAUUGUCUCGCUGCAUAAAGUUUCAAAAUGUUGAUAUUGAGAGUUCAGAAUUACUAGCAAAACUAUGAGAUAUUGCCUUUUUAGUAUCUAAUCUCUUCUACUUCUUGAUUACAUUACGUCACAUCUAGUUCUAGAGCAGGUCAGAUUUUGUCCUCGAUAUUCUUUGAUGGACGACUUUGAUUUACAAUGUAAUUUAGAGGGAAAUGUGACAUGGGUCAUAAUUAGUUAAUUACUAUCUUGAUCAAAAACGUGUACAUGGGAUUUUAUAAGCAUGGGCAGAACUACAUGAACAUUUGGGAAUCUUUUACAAAUUGAGAUUUUUGUAAAUUCUCUCAUAAAAUUGAUAAAUCGUAGUCGGAA
Beta vulgaris subsp. vulgaris (sugar beet) is the source of this 1889-nucleotide messenger RNA. Its product is annotated as 8-amino-7-oxononanoate synthase. Gene Ontology annotation, molecular function: pyridoxal phosphate binding. Gene Ontology annotation, biological process: biosynthetic process. The transcript is spliced from 11 exons. The record is from RefSeq and is a predicted model, not a curated record. NCBI's taxonomy places the organism in Eukaryota, Viridiplantae, Streptophyta, Magnoliopsida, Caryophyllales, Amaranthaceae.